Parastagonospora nodorum SN15 is the source of this 516-nucleotide messenger RNA. RefSeq lists its product as hypothetical. Lineage: Eukaryota; Fungi; Ascomycota; Dothideomycetes; Pleosporales; Phaeosphaeriaceae. The record is from RefSeq and is a predicted model, not a curated record. The transcript is spliced from 2 exons. The coding region runs from base 1 to 516 and encodes 171 amino acids.
AUGCCCCCGAGGCAUCGUUCCCUGCCUCUCCAGCUCUGCUAUUCGACUGGUUGCGGUCAUGAGACCUUCGGGACCUCACUGGAGAGUCUGAGCGAUCACGGCGAUGUCGUCGAUAGGACCGGCUGCGGUCUGGAGACCUUCGGGACCUCACUGGGGAGUCUGAGCGAUCACGGCGAUGUCGUCGUCGAUGGGACUGGCUGCGGUCUGGAGACCUUUGUCGAUAGGACGGGCUGCGGUCUGGAGACCUUCGGGACCUCACUGGGGAGUCUGAGCGAUCACGGCGAUGUCGUCGUCGAUGGGACUGGCUGCGGUCUGGAGACCUUCGGGACCUCACUGGGGAGUCUGAGCGAUCACGGCGAUGUCGUCGUCGAUGGGACUGGCUGCGGUCUGGAGACCUUCGGUGACGAAUGGGGGAACGGUUACGCGACCUGGAUCGAGAUCGAGAAUCCCUUGAGUCUGAGCGGUCACUGCGAUUAUGUGGCCCUUGGAAAUGAGAUCGGUCGCUGGGCGACUUAG